This is a messenger RNA of Ruditapes philippinarum (Manila clam), 576 nucleotides long. RefSeq lists its product as uncharacterized. The record is from RefSeq and is a predicted model, not a curated record. The coding region runs from base 44 to 442 and encodes 132 amino acids. NCBI's taxonomy places the organism in Eukaryota, Metazoa, Mollusca, Bivalvia, Venerida, Veneridae. The transcript has 4 exons.
GGAUGAUAUUACUAACACUUGUUUGUAUAUUGACGGACAAUUCAUGCACAUUGGCGGUGAUAAAGCAGUCUACGGCGCAAGCGGGGGUGAUCAAUUUGCUAUAAGCGGCAGGGCAGACUUCUUCGUGAGUUUUGAUCCUGAGAGAUACGUCAUUUUUUACAUAUGUUAUGACGUGAACGAAAGUAUAAGGGGAAGAUGUCGAAACUCAGAGAUAUUUUUAAUGCUUAAGGAUCAGAGGGAUUCAUCUAAUGAUGACAAUGGUGUCAGGAGGGAUGACAUUAUACUAGAUGACAUUCAUUGGACACUGAUUGAAGAAACGUUCAAAAACUGCCUCGGCCAACAAUUCGUGGAUGAAACUGAUCCCCAAAUAAGAUGGGUGUGGGAAAACGAUGAUUGUGCUAAACCAGGGACAAGUGAGUUUGAAAGUGGAGUUUCUGGAUAAAACGUCAUAUGGUGUCUAGUAAACAGAGUAACGCUUUUUCGCAAACUGCAGAAAAUGAGUGUUUCUUGUUUGUGAAUUUUGUAAAAUUCAAUACAUUGAAAAAUUCAAAUGACGAAUAAAUAUCGUUCCUCAUU